AUGAAACAAGCAAAGAAUCAUUAUCUCGGGUUUGAUAUUACUAGCACCGAAGAAGCGAUAAAAAUUUUUCGUAGUCCGAUUCCUUACCAACCAAAAGUAAACUUAUUGCCGAUUUUCCCCCAUAAACAUAAGGACACCCAAGAACAAUUUGGACGAAGAGCUCACCAACGUUUGAUUGAAAUUCCUAAUCCUAAUUCGGAAGACUCGUGUAACCUGAAAAGUUUGUCACGGUGUCCGGAAAGUUGGGUCGGUGAUCGACCCGGAAUAAGUGGCGCAUGCUCAAUAAACAAAUACGCAGCAACAUCCGCUUUAACAAAGUGCGGCGUUCCAAAGAAUAGACUUCGCUAUAGGAAAUUACUUAUAGCACUUAUAAUGCACCAGUUUUAG
Molecule: messenger RNA, 387 nt
Organism: Ambispora gerdemannii
Lineage: Eukaryota; Fungi; Glomeromycota; Glomeromycetes; Archaeosporales; Ambisporaceae
Source: the annotation of a GenBank genome assembly